Molecule: messenger RNA, 6294 nt
Organism: Maylandia zebra (zebra mbuna)
Lineage: Eukaryota; Metazoa; Chordata; Actinopteri; Cichliformes; Cichlidae
Gene: dock2
Product: dedicator of cytokinesis 2
Biological process (GO): cell migration; myoblast fusion; small GTPase-mediated signal transduction
Cellular component (GO): plasma membrane; cytoplasm
Molecular function (GO): GTPase activator activity; small GTPase binding; guanyl-nucleotide exchange factor activity
Source: RefSeq, a predicted model, not a curated record
GGGGAUGGGCUUAUUGCUUUCAUUUAACGUUAACAAAAUGCAGAAAUGAGAAGUUAAGGUGGACGGACAAACUAGGAGAUUUCUAAAGACAAAAGUAUAAAGUAGGUAAAGGAUUACACACAAUCAUGGCUCCUUGGAUGAAAACCACAAGAGAGCGGUAUGGUGUAGUAAAGUGGAACUUUGUUGGCCAAAAUGAGAAGCACCUUUCCCUGGAGGUGGGCGAAACUGUCCACAUCCAAGAGGUUUGCGAAGGUUGGUACAGAGGCUUCUUGUCUAGGAACAAAGCGCAACAGGGAAUGUUUCCAGUCAGUUUUGUUCAAGUUAAGGAAGUCAUAAUUGAAAAACGAGGAGAUGAGGAAGUGGUGUUGUCUGCAGAGAUGCCCUUGGUGAAGGAGGUGACCACUACGUUGAGGGAGUGGGGAAGCAUAUGGAAGCAGCUAUUUGUGGCCAAUAAAGAGGCACGUGUCAAACAGGUCCAGAGGCUGAUGUGGGAACUGAUGGAGUGGCGUUCUCAGCUCCUGUCUGGCACCCUGCCUAGUGAUGAAUUCAAGGAGCUAAAGCAGAAAGUUACUUCCAAGAUUGACUAUGGCAACAAGAUCCUUGAAUUGGACCAGGUUGUUCGAGAUGACGACGGGAACAUCUUGGACCCAGAGCGAGCCAACGUCAUCAGUCUAUUUCGGGCCCAUGAGGAGGCCACAGCCAAGAUCAAUGAACGCAUCAAAGAGGAGCAGUCCAACAUCCAGACAGACCACAGCGGGAUCUCAGCACGGAUCCAGUCCUCCCCCACCCACAGCCUCUACGUCUUUGUGAGGAACUUUGUCUGUCGCAUUGGAGAGGACUCCGAGCUCUUCAUGUCCCUCUAUGAUCCCAAUAAGCAAACCAUCAUCAGUGAGAACUACUUAGUACGCUGGGGCAGCAAAGGUUUUCCUAAAGAGAUUGACAUGCUCAACAACCUGAAGGUUGUCUUUACAGACUUGGGAAACAAAGACCUGAGCAGAGAGAAGAUUUAUUUGAUCUGUCAGAUUGUAAGAGUAGGCAGGAUGGACCUAAAAGAAGCAAACAACAAGAAGUUUACUCAGGGCCUGAGGAGGCCUUUUGGGGUUGCAGUGAUGGACAUCAGUGAUAUCAUCAAAGGGAAGAUUGAAUGCGAUGAAGAGAAGCAGUAUUUCAUCCCCUUUUUCCCGGUAGUUGCAGAAAAUGACUUUCUCCACACCUUACUGAACAAAGUGACAACAUCACGAGGAGACAGUGGUGGUCAAGGGCUGUGGGUCACCAUGAAGGCUCUGGUGGGGGACAUUGUGCAGAUUCGGAAGGAAUACCCUCACCUCGUGGACCGCAGCACCGUGGUAGCCCGGAAGCUUGGCUUCCCAGAGAUCAUUAUGCCUGGAGAUGUUCGCAAUGACAUCUACCUCACCUUACAGGGCGGAGACUUCGACAAAUACAACAAGACAACCCAGAAAAACGUAGAGGUCAUCAUGUGGGUCUGUGAUGAGGAGGGCAAAGUCAUACAGAACUCCAUCUGUCUGGGAGCAGGGGAUAAGGCAGUCAGUGAGUACAGAUCUGUCAUCUACUACCAAGUCAAACAGCCCCGCUGGAUGGAGACGUUUAAGGUGGCAGUCCCCCUGGAAGAAAUGCACAGAAUUCAUUUACGCUUUAUGUUCAGACAUCGCUCUUCCCAGGAGUCCAAGGAUAAGAGUGAGAAGAACUUCGCUAUGGCUUUUGUGCGUCUAAUGAAGGAUGAUGGGACUGUUCUGCAGGACGGACUGCAUGAACUUGUGGUCUUCAAGGGUGACAGCAAGCGCAUGGAAGACGUGAACUCCUACUUGUCUUUGCCCUCAACCCGCAACCAUCACAGUGACCCCCACAAGAUGUCCACACUGAGCCGCAGCUCAAGCAGCGUGUCUGGGGGAGGAGGAGGCCUGUCUGUAAGCUCUAGAGACAGCUUCACCAUCUCCACCCUGGUCUGCUCCACUAAACUCACCCAAAACGUGGGGCUUUUGGGUCUGCUCAAGUGGAGGACUCGACCUGAGCUCCUCAAAGAAAACUUGGAGAAGCUAAAAAUCAUUGAUGGAGAGGAGGUGGUCAAGUUUCUGCAGGACACUCUGGAUGCCUUGUUCAACAUUAUGAUGGAACACUCUCAGACUGAUGACUAUGACAUUCUUGUGUUUGAUGCCUUGAUACACAUCAUCGGGCUCAUCGCUGACAGAAAAUUCCAGCACUUCAACACAGUGCUGGAGGCCUACAUCAAGCAACAUUUCAGUGCUACGCUGGCUUACAAAAAGCUGAUGUCGGUGUUGAAGAGGUAUCUAGAUGUGUCCAGUCGAGGAGAACAGUGUGAGCCCAUACUCCGAACCCUCAAAGCCCUCGAGUAUAUCUUCAAGUUUAUUGUUCGUUCACGCAUGCUCUACUCGCAGCUGUACGAGGGGAAGGAGCAGGAAGAGUUUGAGGAGUCGCUGAGGAGGCUUUUUGAGUCAAUCAACAAUCUGAUGAGAACAGACUACACCACCACACUGUUGCUCAGGGUUGCUGCUCUGAAGUACCUGCCAACAGUCCUGCAAGAUGUGGAGAAAGUAUUUGAUGCCAAGCUUCUCAGUCAGUUGCUGCAUGACUUUUACUCCUGCAUUCCUCCUGAGAAACUCCAGAAACAGAAGGUGGCCUCUAUGACUGAAAUUGUCAGCAGCCAGCUCUUCCAGAGACAAGAAUGCCGUGAUGUGUUGUUACCCCUGAUGUUGCGGGAGCUGAGUGGGGCACUGGUCACAAUGGCUGACGGCCCACACGAUGAGAGGAAAAACAGUUUGGAGCUCCUCAACAACAUCCUCGAAGUCCUCAGCAGGAACAAUGUGGGGGACACCUUCCAACAUAUCCAAGACAUUGUAGUAUCUCUGCUACGGGUCAUCAACCAGACAGUCAUCACCAUGGGUCGAGAGCACGCUCUGAUUUCGAGGGUUGUUGCCUGCAUGACAGCUAUUCUAAGUCAGAUGGAUGAUCGACACUAUUCUACAUACAUCGAAACCUUCAGUGGAACUACUGAUCUAGUGGACUUCCUAAUGGAGUCCUUCCUCCUUUUCAAGGACUUGAUUGGGAAACAUGUGUAUCCGUCUGACUGGAUGGCCAUGAUCAUGGUACAGAACAGGGUGUUCCUAAGAGCCAUCAAUACAUAUGCUGACACUAUGAAAGAAAAGUUCCUUAAUAACGAUGACUUUGAAGUCCAGUUGUGGAAUAACUACUUCCACUUGGCAGUUGCGUUUAUUACCCAGGAGUCCCUGCAGCUUCAACAUUUCUCACCAACCAAGAGGAACAAGAUUCUGGCCAAAUAUGGAGAUAUGAGAAGGCUUAUUGGCUUUGCAAUCCGUGACAUCUGGUAUAAACUAGGCAGUCAUAAAAUCUGUUUCAUCCCCGGCAUGGUGGGUCCCAUCCUGGAGAUGACUUUGAUCCCUGAGGAAGAGCUGAGAAGGGCCACUAUUCCCAUCUUCUUUGACAUGAUCACCUGUGAACAUGCACGUUUUGGAAACUUCAGCAAGUUUGAGAAUGAGAUCAUUCUGAAGUUGGACCAUGAGGUGGAGGGUGGUGGAGGAGAUGAACGCUACAUGCAGCUACUGGAGAGCAUAUUGCUGGACUGUGCUGCUGAGAAACCCACGCUGAGGCCACAGGUGCAGCACUUUGUCUCCUUGGUGAAGGGGCUCCUCAUUCGUCUCCUUGACUACCGCACCGUGAUGAGCGAUGACAGCCGCAACAACCGCAUGAGCUGCACAGUCAAUCUUCUGAACUUUUACAAGGACAUCAAUCGUGAAGCGAUGUAUAUCAGGUACCUUUACAAGUUGAGGGACCUUCACCUGGAGUGUGAAAACUACACAGAGGCGGCGUACACACUGCUGCUCCACUCUCGUCUGCUCAAGUGGUCAGAUGACAUGUGCAGUCAGUUUGAGUUCCACGGCUCCCAAACGCAGCGACAGCUCAAAGAAACUCUCUACGACACAAUCAUUGACUACUUUGACAAGGGCAAGAUGUGGGAAGAGGCCAUCACUCUGUGUAAGGAACUUGCAGAGCAGUACGAAAAUGAGAUCUUUGACUACGAGCUGCUCAGCAAGAGACUGGAAAAACAAGCCAAGUUCUAUGAAAAUAUUAUGAAGAUCUUGAGGCCUAAACCAGACUACUUUGCAGUGGGCUACUAUGGACAGGGCUACCCUCCAUUCCUCAGGAACAAGGUGUUUAUCCACCGUGGUAAGGAGUAUGAGCGCAGAGAGGACUUCCAGAACCAGCUGAUGAGCCAGUUCCCCAGCGCCGUGCGUCUCAACACAACCACCAUGCCAGGGGAUGAUAUCAAGAACUCUCCACUUCAGUAUAUCCAGUGUUUUACAGUGCAGCCAGUCCUCGAAAUCCCUCCUCGCCUGAAGAACAAACCCGUUCCUGACCAGAUCAUCAACUUCUAUAAGUCCAACUAUGUGCAGCGCUUUCACUAUUCCAGACCUGUGAGGAAAGGACCCGUGGACCCAAACAAUGAGUUUGCUUCCAUGUGGAUUGAGCGCACAACCUUUACCACUGUCUAUAAGCUGCCUGGGAUCCUGCGCUGGUUUGAGGCAACUGACAUGAAGCAUACUACCUUGUCUCCUUUGGAGAAUGCCAUAGAGACCAUGGAGUCAACAAAUGAGAAGAUUUUAACGAUGAUUAACCAAUACCAGUCUGACUGGAGCCUUCCUAUCAACCCUCUCUCCAUGCUGCUCAACGGCAUCGUUGACCCAGCUGUCAUGGGUGGCUUUGCAAAAUAUGAAAAGGCCUUCUUUACUGAAGAGUACACCCAGCAUCACCAGGAGGACAGAGAGAAGCUGGUUCGCCUCAAGGACCUCAUCGCAUGGCAGAUCCCAUUAUUAGGUGGAGGAAUCUCCCUCCAUGGGAAGAGAGUUACAGAGGACUUGCGUCCUUUCCAUGAGCGCAUGGAGGAGUGUUUCAAACAGCUGAAAAAGAAAGUGGAGAAGGAGUACGGAGUGAGAGAGUUGCCGGACUUGGAUGAGAGAAAGUCUACUCGUCCACGCUCCAUGCUGCGAUCAUUUCGUCAGUCCGUCAUCUCGAUUUCCUCACUGCAGGGAUCCGAGUGUGGGACGCCAACCAAGACACAUGCAGACAGGGACAAUCCUCCUGAGUCUCCAAUCUCCUGGAGCUCUGCCACCCUGCCACGCUCCAGUGGCAGUGUUAGUAUAGGUGAGGAGGGGAGCAUGAUGACAGUGGGUGAUGCAGAGGUCAAAAUGAGGAAGAGUAAGAAGAAAAAGAAAAGGAGCAGCAUGAUCUUCAUCACAGAGGAAAGAGAACGGACCAGUACACUGGAAUGCAAACGGCUGUCCAAGAAACAGGAGUUCCGCAGUGACACCAACUUGUCUGAGCCAAAUGAAGUAAAUGUGGCGCUGACCAAUGCCAACUCAAGAUCGCUGCCUGCCAUCACAGGCCUGUCCUUGUCAGUGGCAGGAGGGGCUGAGGAGGUGGAGUCCUCCAGAGCCAGGAGGGACAGUAAGAGCAUGUCGGUGUGUGCAACCUCUGACCGAACAGCAGACAGACGCUCAAAGGGUGUCAUCAACCUGUUAUUCAAGUCCAAGAGCUCCAGAGCAGAGGAAGUGAAGCCCAGUGAUGCACCCAAAGAAAGAGAUAGCCAUUUUUGAAAUGUAUUAUUUUCAUUUCUUGUCUUCUUUACUUAUUUGUACUAUGCUUUUUUUUAAAACCAAAGACCUGUAGCUAAAUCCACAAUUAUACACUGACUCACACAGUCUACUUGUCUGUCUCAAUGUUGCUGUUGCCUUAAUAUAAUUGAUUUUACCUAUCAGUAAAGGCUAUUUUUGUUGUGUGACCUUUUUCCUGGCAAUUUAAGUGAUUCCCAGUGAAGCUAAAUGCCAUCUUACAGCUUUUCAAUCAAUUCUGCUUCUACAAGAAUGAGCAAACACAAACCAUCCCUCCGACACACUUGAUUAAAAGCUUCUCAUACGGCUUUCAGCAUUGUUGACACUGAAGUUAAUGAGAAAAUAAUAAUUCUAUAAAGCACAAAGGUUACUGUGUCCUCCCAAAGGACUUUAAACUGGAACUUGUUGCCACGAGGCUUUGGCACUGAUACAACAAAUAUUAAAGUCUAAUAAACUCAAAUAGAGUCAACAAACUGUGAAACUCAUUGUACAACAUCAAAGCUGUGUGUACCCCAAUGUUGAGUUUGUGUUUCUGUAUGAAUUCUUUUGGGAGUUACUUUCUGCAUGAUUUGGUCACAAUUUUUUAUACCUUUUGUUAAAAUAUAAAAAUAAAUGUUUAAGUGUAUUUCCA